This is a messenger RNA of Suillus fuscotomentosus, 321 nucleotides long. RefSeq lists its product as uncharacterized. The transcript has a single exon. The annotation marks the transcript as partial. The record is from RefSeq and is a predicted model, not a curated record. Lineage: Eukaryota; Fungi; Basidiomycota; Agaricomycetes; Boletales; Suillaceae.
AUACAUACUCAUCUUCAACUUUGGGCCUCGGUAUUCAACUGUGCCGCUGUCAGUUGUAAUAGGCAAUGCCCUCUUCACCGAGAUCUGAGAUCUGCGCCCAAAGGAUUCGAUGUCAUGACGAGUGUAGGUCACUAUUGUGAUGGUCUCAUGACCCUGUCCAACCUUGGUAUACAGUUGAGAUAUAACUCUGGUACCAUGGUUGCCUGCUCUGGACACAAUGUCAGGCAUGGUGUCACAUUUACCGGUGAUCACAUUGUGUGGACAUGGUUUAUACACGAUAGCCUUCACAAUUUUGUGGGGACACCUCAGCCACAGUAUGCG